AUGCCCGAAUACUACGCGAAGAAGCCCUCCGCCGGUCAUGAGCAGGUCCGGGUGGUGCCCCCCCGGCACAGGCACAGGCAGCGGCGGCAGGCGGCGCCGGCGCCGGGGAAGAAAGGCGGCGGCGUGCAGAUCCGGUCGGUCUGGGCUUGGAAUCUGGAAUCAGAGUUCAAGCUGAUCGAGAGCCUGAUCCGGCGGUACCCCUACGUGGCCAUGGACACGGAGUUCCCCGGAGUGGUUUACCAGCCGCCGGUGAACCCCUUCCUGGCGACGCCGGAGGAGCGGUACCGCUGCCUCAAGGCCAACGUCGACGCCCUGAAGCUGAUCCAGGUGGGGCUCACCCUCUCCGACGCCGGCGGGAACUUGCCGGACCUGGGACUCGGCGGCGGCAGCGGGUUCAUCUGGGAGUUCAACUUCCGGGACUUCGACCCUGCUAGGGAUGACCACGCGCAUGAGUCCAUCGAACUGCUACGGCGGAACGGCAUCGACUUCGAGCGGAACCGCCGGAACGGCGCGGACAGCUCGAGGUUCGCGGAGCUGCUGCUUGGGUCGGGGCUGCUCCACGCCGGCGGCGCCGUCAGCUGGGUGACCUUCCACAGCGCCUACGACUUCGCGUACCUAAUCAAGGUGCUCACGGCGGCGCCGCUGCCGGAGCGGCUGGGGGAGUUCCUCGCGCUCCACCGGCGGUUCUUCGGGCGGCGGGUGUUCGACGUGAAGCACAUGGCGCGGUUCUGCGACCGCCUCUAUGGCGGGCUCGAGAGGGUGGCCGGAGAGUUGCAGGUGGAGCGGGCGGUGGGAAAGUGCCACCAGGCCGGCUCCGACAGCCUCCUCACCUGGCACGCGUUCCUACGCCUGCGCGAGCGCUUCUUCCUCCUCGACGGCGGCGAAAGGCUCGCCGGCGUGCUGUACGGCCUCGAAGUCUGCUGA
Molecule: messenger RNA, 924 nt
Organism: Spirodela intermedia
Lineage: Eukaryota; Viridiplantae; Streptophyta; Magnoliopsida; Alismatales; Araceae
Source: the annotation of a GenBank genome assembly